Molecule: messenger RNA, 610 nt
Organism: Gigantopelta aegis
Lineage: Eukaryota; Metazoa; Mollusca; Gastropoda; Neomphalida; Peltospiridae
Exons: 7
Coding region: 16-537 (173 amino acids)
Biological process (GO): translation; endonucleolytic cleavage in ITS1 to separate SSU-rRNA from 5.8S rRNA and LSU-rRNA from tricistronic rRNA transcript (SSU-rRNA, 5.8S rRNA, LSU-rRNA); endonucleolytic cleavage to generate mature 3'-end of SSU-rRNA from (SSU-rRNA, 5.8S rRNA, LSU-rRNA)
Cellular component (GO): cytosolic small ribosomal subunit; ribosome
Molecular function (GO): structural constituent of ribosome
Source: RefSeq, a predicted model, not a curated record
UGGUUGCUAGGUGAUAUGACGUUGACGGAAUUGUGCUCAGUUUCGGUGGCCAGACCCUCUCGAACAGUUGGAAAUCCCAGAUGCUGGCCAGUUGUGCCGAUUUACUCUCGCACUGUGUUACGGCUGGCACAGAAGUGUCCGUCAGAACUCCAAAGUAGUAACAGUGCUCUUCGAACGCAUGCCACCCAUCAUCGCAUCCAUCUAUACUUAGGCCUGGUGUGGAAACAAAAACACAGCUUUACUCUACACAGGGACAAAAUUAAAGGUUUCACUUGCAAUCCAAAAAUGCAGAACGAAGCUGGUGAAUUUGUUGAUAUGUACAUCCCUCGGAAAUGCUCAGCAAGCAACCGUAUCAUUGCAGCUAAGGACCACGCUUCAAUUCAGAUCAAUCUUGCUAAUGUUGAUGAAUCGACUGGCAGAAUGACGGGCAGUAACACAACCUACGCCAUUUGUGGAGCCAUCAGGAGAAUGGGAGAGUCUGAUGAUUGCAUUAACAGACUGGCGAAGCGUGAUAAUAUUCUUCCGAAAAACUUCUGAACACUGCUUUGACAACUCAAAAAGAAGAAAAAACAUUCUGACAGUCUGGUGUAAUAAAGUUGUCUGAGAUUUU